GUCUGGAAGCGAGACAACGGCCCGCGAGUUGUUCGCAACGUCGUUCUCGUCCGGCUCUCCGCAGUGAACCGGGAAAGGUGCAACGCGAGGAUAUAAAUAUCAGGUGCAGAAUCAUCGGCACAUGCAGCACCGGCGUCAACACCGUCGUACAGCAAGAAACAACAGUGCAUAAGUUGCGAGGCGAUCGUGUCGACCGUCCGGCGAGGAGGAAGAGCAAAACAGAGAGCUUGAGAGUUGAGGCGACGACGAGGACGACAAACGUCGACUUUCAACCCACCGCGCAACUCGAACGCCGCGCCAAUACCGUCUGAACAAGUGCCGGAUAACCAACAUGGCCGAUACGCAAGCCACGUGCCCGAUGGAGUCGCAUUUCGUGAGGGGCGAACACACCUUGAAGGUCCCUAUGUCGCUUUUCCGGGAAAACCGGGAACGACUUGCCGCUGUUCUUCGGGGAAAUACCGCCGUACCAGAAAAGGGCGCCUUCGUAGUUCUCCAGGGCGGUGUCGAGGUCCCGUUCAACGACACCGACAUCUCCUGGCCGUUCCGACAGGAGUCGUACUUCCAGUGGUGCUUCGGGGUCGAGGAACCAGACUGUUACGGAUGCAUUGACGUCACGACAUCCGAGUCCAUACUGUUCUUCCCCCGGUUACCGGCCGAGUAUGCUGUGUGGCAAGGCACCCUCUACACGACCGAUGACUUCCGGAAACGUUACGCGGUCGACAAGGUUUACUACACAGACGAGAUUGCGGAUGUACUAAGCGAGCGGGGUGCCUCCGUGCUUCUGACGUUGAACGGGUUAAACACCGACAGCGGACUUGCCGCGCGUGAGGCUGUUUUCGACAAGAUUGGCCAAUUCAACGUUAACAACACGUUGUUGUAUCCGGAAAUAUCUGAAUGCCGAGUGAUCAAGUCACCGAGGGAGAUCGAGGUCUUGAAAUACGUGGUAAAAGUCAGCUCCGACGCACAUCGAGCAGUGAUGCGAACGGUGCGACCGGGUCUCGCUGAGUUUCAAGCGGAAGCUGCCUUCAUGCACCAUGCCUACUCCGUAGGCGGAUGUCGCCAUGUUUCUUACACCUGCAUAUGCGGAUCCGGCCACAACGCUUCUAUCCUUCACUACGGCCAUGCCGGUGCACCGAAUAACAGGGUCCUCAAGGACGGAGACAUGUGCCUCUUCGACAUGGGCGCAAAUUACUGCGGCUACGCGGCUGACAUAACCUGCAGUUAUCCGGCCAACGGCAAGUUCACCGAGGACCAGAAGAUGGUCUACAAUGCGGUCCUCGAUGCUCGGAACGCCGUCAUGAACGCGGCGAAGCCUGGAGUAUCAUGGUCGAAAAUGCACCUUUUGGCGAACAGAGUGAUGCUGGGAGGUCUCGUUAAAGGAGGAAUACUCGUCGGCGAUGUUGACCAAAUGAUUCUCGCCGGUCUCGGCGAGGUAUUCCAGCCCCAUGGUCUCGGGCACUUGCUGGGUCUCGACGUUCACGACGUCGGCGGCUACCUGCCGGGACAUCCGACACGUUCGAGCGAACCUGGACUCCGGAAGCUGCGGACCGCGAGGACCCUGAAAGCUGGAAUGGUGCUGACCAUCGAGCCGGGAUGCUACUUCAUCGACUGUAAACUGGAUGAAGCAUUGGCCAACGGGGACCAAGCAAAGUACAUCGUGAGAGAAGAAUUGGAGCGUUUCCGAGGUUGGGGAGGCGUGCGUAUCGAGGACGACGUUCUCGUUACGGAGACGGGAGUGGAGAACAUGACUGAUGUGCCCAGGACCACCGAGGAGAUCGAGGCCUGGAUGACGGUUGGCAGAAAUUCCAAAUUACCUCAAGAGUGCAAGUUCUCCGACGCGUAGAUCAUCAAAAUUCUAUCAAAUAUUAUGCAUCUGUGACGUGCUUCGGCGGCGUCGCGAAUACAAAUGUCGAGGUGUCUGCUGCUCCUGGAGGAUCCAUUAAAUCUGUGCACGUUCGGUGGUGCUUUUUAUUCACUCGAUAAUAAUCAAUUUUUAUUCAGUCGACAGGCUGCGGGCAAUUUUAAUUCUUGUUUAUUAAUCUGUUAACAAAGUUCCAGCGCGCAGCGAUAUCUGCUGGAAUUACGUAAACGAGUUUUACGAUAAUAAAAAUAGUAUUGAUUUAUAAAUUUGCAUAUUAUAACUCUUCGCAACAUGUGAUAAUUUUCAUUUCUCUAUUUUUUGUUUCGAAACUUUUUUCCCGCGUCUUGAUUAUUUUUUGUUUGUGUUUCGGAUGAUUUUUAAAUUUUUACCGUUACGACAAACGCUCUUUCUGUAUGUUAUAUCCUAAGCAGUUCUCACAGUAUUUUAUGACAAUCAAAUAAUGGUUGAAAAUAUUCUAAAUCAGCUGGCACUCCGUGGAUUAAAUUGCACGGAUACAUAAUGGUGUUGAUUGAAUAAAAUUAACAUUCGUUAUCCUACAUUAUAUAUUUUGUACACAUAUACUAUUGAAUAUGUAAAUUGGAACAUGUUUGAUAUACCUGAUAUGUAUGAUUUUAAAUUUUUGAGACUGUGUAACCUGGCUGUAUAUGCAUAGGUUUGAUAAUAAUACUGUACUCAUUGUCAGAAUAUAAUAUAAAAUUCUAACGAGAACGAAUUAUUAGCGUAUAUAUAUAUAUACAUAUACAUAUAUAAAUAUGUAUAUAUAAACACCGCAAUUCACCAAAUGGCAGACAGUCGACUUCAAUGACGUAUGGUUAUUAUUCUUUUGAAAUAAACGCCUUUGGCGCGAGCAA
Messenger RNA from Neodiprion fabricii, 2733 nucleotides. It is a transcript of the gene Dip-C, whose product is annotated as xaa-Pro dipeptidase. The record is from RefSeq and is a predicted model, not a curated record. The transcript is spliced from 9 exons. The coding region runs from base 332 to 1843 and encodes 503 amino acids. NCBI's taxonomy places the organism in Eukaryota, Metazoa, Arthropoda, Insecta, Hymenoptera, Diprionidae. Gene Ontology annotation, molecular function: metalloaminopeptidase activity; manganese ion binding.